Molecule: messenger RNA, 792 nt
Organism: Schistocerca piceifrons (Central American locust)
Lineage: Eukaryota; Metazoa; Arthropoda; Insecta; Orthoptera; Acrididae
Product: ovarian abundant message protein-like
Exons: 2
Coding region: 1-792 (263 amino acids)
Source: RefSeq, a predicted model, not a curated record
AUGCUGCUGCCUGGACCGCUGCUGCUGGCUGGAUCGCUGCUGCUGGCUGGAUCACUGCUGCUGGCUGGACAGCUGCUGCUGGCUGGACCGCUGCUGCUGGCUGGACCACCGCUGCUGGCUGGAUCACUGCUGCUGGCUGGCUGGCUAGACCUCUCUGCAGCGCUUCUGCUGGCUGUACCACUGCUGCUGGCUGGAUCGCUGCCACUGGCUAUAAAACUGCUGCUGGCUGGAUCGCUGUUACCGGCUGGACUGCUGCCGCUGGCUGGAUCGCUUCUUCUGGCUGGACCACUGCUGCUGGCUGGAUCACUGGUGCUGGCUGGACCACUGCCACUGGCUGGAUCGCUGCUGCAGGCUGGAUUGCUGCUACUGGCUGGACCGCUGCUGCUGGCUGGACCCCUACUGCUGGCUGGACCGCUGCUGCUGGCUGGUUCGCUACUGCUGCCUGGACCGCUGCUGCUGGCUGGAUCGCAGCUGCUGGCUGGACGGCUGCUGCUAGUGGGAUCGCUGCUGCUGGCUGCAGCGCUGCUGCUGUCUGGACCACUGCUGCUAGCUGGAUCAUUGCUGCUGGCUGGACCACUGCUACUGGCUGGAUCGCUUCAGCUGGCUGGUCCGAUGCUGCUGGCUGGAUCACUGCUGCUGGCUGGAUCGCAGCUGCUGGCUUUAUUGCUGCUGCUGGCUGACCCGCUGCUGCUGGCUCGACCACUGCUGUUGGCUGGUUCACUGCUACUGGCUGGACUGCUGCUGCUGGGUGCACCGCUGCUGAUGGCUGGACCACUGUUCCUGGUGCGCUAG